Parasteatoda tepidariorum (common house spider) is the source of this 730-nucleotide messenger RNA. NCBI's taxonomy places the organism in Eukaryota, Metazoa, Arthropoda, Arachnida, Araneae, Theridiidae. The record is from RefSeq and is a predicted model, not a curated record.
GUUGGAGUUGGGCCUCUAUGUGAAUGUUUUACAUUGUAAAAGUCAGUCUGGAAUAAAAACCAGGCAUAACAACAUUGACAUUGUACUCAUCAGACAGAACACAGAAGGGGAAUACAGCUGUUUGGAACACGAAAGUGUCCCUGGAGUUGUUGAAAGCAUGAAAAUUGUGACCAGGAAGAAGUCUGAAGAAAUUGCAAGAUACGCUUUUGAUUAUGCUGUCAAGCACAACAGGAAGAAAGUUACUGCGGUUCAUAAAGCUAAUAUUAUGAAGCUUGCUGAUGGAUUGUUUUUGAAUACAUGUAUUGAUAUUGCUAAAGAAUACCCACAGAUAGAACUUGACAAUAUGAUUAUUGAUAAUUGUAGUAUGCAGGCUGGAGAAGUAUGCUAAAAUUAUUGGUGAUGCUGUUGAUAAGACUGUGAAUAUCGACAAAAUUCAUACUCCAGAUCUUGGUGGCACAGCAAACACGUCUGAUGUUAUUGAAAAUGUGAUACAAAUCGUCAAGGACAAAACAAGUUUUAGCGCAUCCUAUUCACAAGCGACAUGAAUCCUGAUACUGACCUCCAUUAUUGUUCACAUUUAAAUUGUCUUCUAUCCAGAUGUAAAUAGUACAAUUCUGUUGUAGGCAAAUAGUUAAGUUAUUAUUAAAUGUUAGAGCUACAUGUAUGUUAUCAGGAUUCUAUCAUCUGUAUAUUUAUUCUGGAAAAAAAUAAAGUUAUAGCAUUUUAAAAA